Sphaeramia orbicularis (orbiculate cardinalfish) is the source of this 4503-nucleotide messenger RNA. It is a transcript of the gene maco1a, whose product is annotated as macoilin 1a. Gene Ontology annotation, biological process: neuronal signal transduction. Bases 1 to 2019 code for a protein of 672 amino acids. The transcript is spliced from 11 exons. The record is from RefSeq and is a predicted model, not a curated record. Gene Ontology annotation, cellular component: rough endoplasmic reticulum membrane. NCBI's taxonomy places the organism in Eukaryota, Metazoa, Chordata, Actinopteri, Kurtiformes, Apogonidae.
AUGAAGCGGCGCAAUGCGGACUGCAGCAAACUCCGACGGCCGAUAAAACGGAACCGAAUCACCGAGGGUAUAUAUAGCAGUACAUUCCUGUACCUGAAGUUCCUGGUAGUGUGGGUGUUAGUUCUGCUGGCUGACUUCGUGCUGGAGUUCAGGUUUGAGUACCUGUGGCCCUUCUGGCUUUUCAUUCGAAGUGUCUACGACUCUUUCAGAUAUCAGGGGCUGGCAUUCUCUGUCUUCUUCGUAUGUGUUGCGUUUACAUCAGACAUCAUCUGCCUGCUCUUCAUUCCUGUCCAAUGGCUGUUUUUUGCUGCCAGCACCUACGUAUGGGUCCAGUAUGUCUGGCACACAGAGAGAGGAGUCUGCUUACCCACUGUUUCGCUGUGGAUCCUGUUUGUGUACAUCGAAGCAGCUAUCCGAUUCAAAGAUCUAAAGAACUUUCAUGUAGACCUGUGUCGACCUUUUGCAGCUCAUUGCAUCGGCUAUCCGGUCGUGACUCUGGGCUUCGGCUUUAAGAGCUACGUUAGCUAUAAGAUGCGACUGAGGAAACAGAAGGAAGUGCAGAAAGAGAAUGAAUUCUACAUGCAGCUCCUACAGCAGGCUUUACCGCCAGAGCAACAGAUGCUGCAGAGACAAGAGAGAGAAGCAGAAGAGGCUGCUCUAGCUAAAGGGAUCUCAGAGGUUGAACCUUCAGUAAUAUCCCAAAACGGAGCACCUCCUGGAAAGAAAAACACUUCAGUCCCGUUACCAGAACUAGAGUACCGGGAAAAGGGCAAAGACAGUACUGCAAAAGAGGGUAAAAAACAAAACACAAUUGGAAUCAAUAAUAACAGUAUUAUACACACACUGGACUCCAAACUACAGGAGACAGAGUAUAUUGAAAACUACGUCGGGGCAAAGAGACUGAAUAACGACCUAGCAGGAGAAAACACACUUGCAGACGCUAACACACAUUCGAAAGAGGAAAUGGGGGGGAAGAACUACAAAAAUGCCAGUGGAGGUGGGGGAAGCAUUUCCAACUCAUCUCCACGGAAUCACAGCUCUACAAACGGGAGCGUACCUCCGGGUUCUUCAACCAAUAAGAAUGAGAAGAAGCAGAAGGGGGCGGGGAAAGGUCAGAAGGAUCCGGUGGAGAACUGCAUCCCUAACAACCAGCUGGGCAAACCUGAUGCUUUAGUGAGGCUGGAGCAGGAUGUAAAGCGUCUGAAAGCAGAUCUUCAGGCCAACAGGCAGUUGGAGUCAGAGCUGCGGAGUCAGCUUUCCUCUCUGAGCAGCCAGGACCGCAGCCUCCGCUCUGAACUGGGCCAGCUCCGCCAGGACAAUGAGCUGCUGCAAAACAAGCUCCACAGUGCUGUGCAGGCCAAGCAGAAGGAUAAGCAGACCAUCUCUCAGCUGGAGAAGAGGCUAAAGGCUGAGCAGGAGGCUCGAGCCCUGGCCGAGAAGCAGCUGGCUGAGGAGAGGAAGAGGAAGAAGAUGGAAGAGGCCACCGCAGCCAGAGCCGUAGCGUUAGCUGCUGCCACCAGAGUGGAGUCCACUGAUAGUUUACGUGGUCGUAUCAGAGAACUGGAGACAGAGUGCAAGAAGCUCAGCAUCGACAUGAAAGUGAAGGAGGAACAGAUUAGAGAUCUGGAGGGAAAAUGCCAGGAGCUUCGGAAGUAUAAGGAGAAUGAAAAGGACACAGAGGUGUUGAUGUCAGCGUUGUCAGCCAUGCAGGAGAAGACCCAGCACCUGGAGAACAGCCUGAGCGCUGAGACCAGGAUCAAACUGGACCUGUUCUCUGCACUGGGCGAUGCUAAGAGGCAGCUGGAGAUAGCACAAGGCCAGAUCCACCAGAGGGAGCAGGAGAUCGCCGAGCUGAAGCAGAAGAUAGCGGAGGUGAUGGCAGUGAUGCCCAGUUUGUCGUACUCCUCAGACGGCAGCAGCCUGAGCCCCGUCACCCCACACUACUCCUCCAAGUUCAUGGACAGUAGUCCCUCCUCCCUGGACCCCAACGCCUCAGUCUACCAGCCCCUCAAGAAAUGACUCUGAUACACACACACACAUUUUUUGUCUGACAGAACUUUUUUCUCUUUGUUUAUUUCGGUGAAGCUCUCAGUUCUUGUUUGGGUCGUGUUGAUUUUAGCAGCCAGCCCCUCCCCCGACAGUUUUUGCACUCUGUAGUACCACAUACAGACAAACAAAAACACACACAUAAGCUGCACACAACCCCUCAAUACAUGUGCAUUUGGGUCCUUUCUCCCCCUUUUUUUUCAGUUCUGUUAUGAGAACUGAUUUUUAAGGAGGUUGUGUCUGACAGGAUUCACUUUUGAGCUUUGGGAUUUAGCCAUCAGACAGUGUUAACAGUUUUUAUGACAACGUAUUGGGGCUCAUUUAGGUAAAAAAAAAAAAGGCAAUUCAGGAAUGGGGGAGAAUUAAUUCUGAGAUUAAAGUAACAAAUUUGCCUACUUUUCUGAGAUAAAAACAUAAAAAAACUAAAAUAUGGUCUGAGAUUAAAGUAAGAUUAAAUGGGAUGAUCUAAAAUGUUAUAGAAAUAUAUACUAUAAGAUUUAAAUUACAAAUUUACAGGAAAAAUAGGUAGUUAGAUGAAGUGGUAUGAAGGAUCUUUUAAUAUCAGAAUAUUCUGGGUUUUCUUCUCAUAAAUAUAUCACUGAAUCUCAUAGAAUUUCAAGGUUUUUCUUUUUGUAAAUUUCCAACUCUGACUCAAAUAAUCUCUGAAAUUUUUGCGGUUUUUCUCUCAGAGUAUGACCCCCUUUCCUGCCUUGUUUUGUGGUAGUUUUUAAAAGAAAAAACAAAGAAAGGGGAGAAACAAAGACCAAUUCGUUGGCCAAAUGUCUUCUGACGAGCCAUUUUGCAUUGCUUCAUGUCAGUCUUCUUUUAAUGUACAGUUUCAAUGCCCCCACAGCCAUAUUUUUUUCCUCUAUUGGACUGACACCCAGGCUUAUGAUUUCCUUAAGAACCGCCUUUUUGAGAUGAUUUCUGUUAAGGCAAAACCUGUUUUCGGUUUAGAUCAGAUUUGAAGCUCACCUGUAAAGUAAAGAAAGCCCUGUGAGAAAUACAUGAAUGUAAAGCUGUUCAUGUUUUGAUAUCAUCAACCAAAAUCAGUGAUUGUUUUUUUUGUACCAUUUCGGUUCAGUGUACAUUUCUUUGAUAAUAGUGCUUAAGGACAGAUUAAUGUUCGAUGUGUUCCUCAGAUAUUCCGACACGUAUACAAUUUAUUCUCUUAUGCUGGAAUAGUGAAUUCUCCAGGAUUAUCAGUAAAUGGAUUAAGCUGAUGAUAGUUUUUGUCCUAGAAAAAACAAAAAACAAAACAAAAAAACCGUCUAGAUUUGACCUGGCACUGCCAAAAAUGUUGUGCUAACGUUCACCUGUUUGCUGCAGACACCUUUUCUCUCCCUCUGGACCAAAUUAGAAAGUGUUAGGCCAUAUUUGACCAGUGGAUUUUAUGAUGUCGAGGUAACCGCUCGUUACCAUUUCUUGCAGUUUUACAGUGCCUUGCGAUUUCUCUUUUUAAGACACAGAAACUACAUAUUUUGCAAUCCUGGGAUCUAAACACAACCAACCUUCUCUCUCUCGUUCUGAUUUGCCUGGUUUUCAUUUGUACCAGUGAAAUAUUACUCAUAUUUCAAUCAUCGCCAUCCAGUAAUUGAAGGCUAAAAUAAUUAAGCGUCACCUUAUAUAUCGGACACUUUGGAUCUUUUUCCAGUUCACUAGGUCUGUCUCAAAGGGAAACCAUAACACUAGCCGUGGUACAUGUCAUUUCACGGUGACACAGUCUUGGUAUGCCAAACACCAACCAAACUGAUUGUCUAAUACGAUGCCCUGGAGUUGGCAUUUAGUUGUUUACAACAAUGUACAUUAGCUUACUGAGGAAUGUUUUCUUUGUUUAUUUCCGUUCUUAAGUGCCAAGUGUUGAUGUUUGGUUUCCAUCCAUAUUUUUGAUCGAUGUAGCUAGCAUAAUGUUUGCAUAAGAGUGAUGUUAUUUUUGUCAUUUGAACAUAUUUGGAUGGUGUCGUGUUUACAAGGUUCUGGGCUGAUCAUGAUAAAGUUAACAGGCGGGUGAUUAGUUGGACUGAUUGUGUUCUUCGCACAUUUAUUUAUUUGUUAUGAAAUUUUAUUGAGUGGCACCUCUUUGAUAUUUCCCAUCAUAUUCAGUUGAUUUCCUCUUUUUUUUUUCUACCAGGAAGGAUUCUGUGAAUGUUGUUGUGUUGGGAAAGGUCACCCCUGAACCAUUUGAUCAUGUUGUGCUGUCAUGUUGCCUAACCUGGAAAAAAAAAGUAUUUUGUGGAUCGCUCUGGCAUUGUGAAUUCAGUUCUCAAGUUGUUUUUACAAGUUUGUUUAGAAGGAAAAGAAAGUAAAAAAAAAAGUGCUUUGUUUUAUCUUCUCAUUGUUCCACCAUGUUUAUUUUCUUUAUUCAGAGUGAUGGUGGCUGUGUCACACUUUUCACUUUGACCAUCACUAUUAAAGAAAGUCUUGCUGGUGGCAAUGCAAGCCGUUCAGUACAUGUUA